This is a messenger RNA of Vitis vinifera (wine grape), 669 nucleotides long. RefSeq names its product defensin-like protein 1. The record is from RefSeq and is a predicted model, not a curated record. Gene Ontology annotation, biological process: defense response. NCBI's taxonomy places the organism in Eukaryota, Viridiplantae, Streptophyta, Magnoliopsida, Vitales, Vitaceae. The coding region runs from base 327 to 608 and encodes 93 amino acids. The transcript has 2 exons.
AUGAAUUAUCUAAAUAAUGAUUUUUAGAACAUAUCUAUAAAGUGUGAUGUCAAAUGUAAGGGUUAUGUAAUUUGAUUGAACAUGUAAAUGAAAUGACAAAAACUUAAUCCAAGGAGGGGAUUUUAAAAUUCUAUGAAAAUAAUAUCAAGAAAGAAAGAUAUUUUGAGAAGACAACCCGAGGCUUGAAUUGAAAAUGGAAAGGGGAAUAACGUGUAAGAAAGGGAGGGUUGAGGGAAGAGUAGGUGGCAUUGAAAAGGAAGAGGUGAUGGACACUUGUAAAGACCUCUUUCUAUUCAUGCAUAUGCCGCCAUCCUACCUUCUCGAAUAUGAAGCAUCUCGAAGAUCUAAAAUUCAAGAAGAAGAAAAUGACGAAGAAGAAAGAAGAAGCAAUGGAGAAGAAGAGCCCCUUGGGGCUCACCUUCCUCCUCCUCCUCCUCCUCAUGGCCUCUCAAGAGACGGAGGCGAGGCUGUGCGAGUCGCAGAGCCACUGGUUCAGGGGCGUGUGCGUGAGCAACCACAACUGCGCCGUCGUGUGCCGGAACGAGCACUUCGUCGGGGGCCGCUGCCGAGGCUUUCGCCGGAGGUGCUUCUGUACUCGCAACUGUUAAAUUAAGAGCCUCUGUAUUACCACUACUACUACAAUAAAGAGACUCUUCUAUCCUUCUGUUG